Molecule: messenger RNA, 3917 nt
Organism: Siniperca chuatsi (mandarin fish)
Lineage: Eukaryota; Metazoa; Chordata; Actinopteri; Centrarchiformes; Sinipercidae
Gene: aasdh
Product: aminoadipate-semialdehyde dehydrogenase
Exons: 14
Coding region: 483-3800 (1105 amino acids)
Biological process (GO): amino acid activation for nonribosomal peptide biosynthetic process
Molecular function (GO): protein binding
Source: RefSeq, a predicted model, not a curated record
AGAGAAUGUGUCCAAUGUAAACAUGAUGAUGUGCAACAACAUUUAGUGGACAGCAUUUAGUUGACAGAUAAAACAUCAAACACAUGCCCGAAACACACAACGUCUUCCCGCCAAUCUGUUUCAACAAACUGCUAAACAAAAUAGCCACAAAGGCUAUGUUUUUGGUUUGUAUAUGGAUGUUAUUAUGACUGAUCACGAUAAGUCAGAUUUCCCGAUCUCGGGGUGAACGAAUAUAACAGAAGCAGUUGAAAUAGCCAUUAGUGUGGGACGUAAUGAUUUUUCUGAAACGUCAUCUUAACGCGACAAACAGUAACAAGUUUCCAAAGUGAGUCUGCUUCAUACAUCCGCGGUUUGUCUGGAUAUAACCAAGCCCUCCUUCGUCUGAAUUGAACAGUAUAUGAAUUAAAAUAUAAUUUGUAAGUUUUUGUCCCGAGUCGGCACCCAUAGAGAAUGAGCGGGCGGUCCGUGAACGGCUCAUCAGUAUGGAUGCUCGGACACUGCAGCAGCUUGUAGCCGCCGCUGCCUCUCUGCACUCUCACAGAACAGCUGUGACAUAUGACAGCGGGUCAGUGUCGGAGAGCCCGGUGUCCCUGCUGUACAGAGAUUUGGUUGAACUGGCCGGUGAACUGUCUCAUAUUCUACGAAAGAACUGCUCCCCUAAUAACGGCGCGAUUGGGCUAUAUUGUUGUGAUGAUUUGUUCACUCCUGUCUGGAUGCUGGGGAUCCUGCAGUCACCUGCUGCAUAUGUCCCACUGGACCCAGAAGCUCCAGGACUCCUCUCUGCCAGAGUCAUGAACCAGUGUGGCCUCAAGUACUGUGCUGUGAAGACCGACAUCCUGCAGCGAUUGCAGGCAGCUCUCGUCAAACACAUAUCUGUGGAGGUUUGUGUAGUGUUGCCCAAGUUCAAACUAACCCUGAUACAAAUCAAGCUGCUGCCGGUCGCUGAGCACAAACGAGGAACAGAACAAACCGGAGCUCAGACAGCAGAUGGCGCUGGUCUCUGUGAUGCAGCUGCACACAGAGACUUGGCAUAUGUGCUACACACAUCUGGAACAACUGGCCUGCCAAAGAUUGUGAGGGUGCCACACAAGUGUAUACUCCCUAAUAUACUGCACCUGAGAUCUUUGUUUCAGAUGAGUGCAGAUGAUGUGGUUUUCCUCGCCUCGCCCUUAACCUUUGACCCCUCUGUGGUGGAUAUUUUCCUGGCCUUAUCAUCCGGGGCUCAACUCCUCAUUAUCCCUACCGUGAUCAAGAAAAUGCCCGGCCGACUGGCUCGACUGCUGUUCAAGCAUCACAAGACGACUGUCCUGCAGGUCACACCGACGCUGCUUGUCCGCUUCGGGCACCGCAUCCUAACACAGGAGGUGUUGUCGUCUGGCUCCUCGUUGCGGGUGUUGGCUCUGGGUGGAGAGGCCUGCCCGUCGCCAGCUCUGCUGAGGAGCUGGAGGCACCAGGACAACAAAACCCACAUCUACAAUGUCUACGGUAUCACUGAGGUGUCCUGCUGGGCCUGCUCGUACAAAAUACCAGAGUCUCUACUGCAGUCUAGCAGCCCCACUGUUUCCUUUGUGCCUCUUGGGACUCCUCUGAUGGACACACUGGUGGAAGUAAGAGAUGAACAUGGUCGCAUUGUUACAGAGGGUGAAGGGCAGGUGUUCAUAGGUGGAGAGGACAGAGUGUGUCUCCUGGAUGAUGAGGAGACUGUUAUCCCCGGGACGAUGAGAGCUACUGGAGACUGGGUGAAUGUCAAAGACACACAGCUGUGCUACUUGGGACGGAAAGACAGGCUGAUUAAACGCCACGGAAAACGGGUGAACUUGGACAGCUUGCAGCAACUCAUAUUGAGUCUGCCUCAGGUGGAGGCCUGUGCCGUGAGUCUGUAUGAACGCUUUCGACUGCUCGCCUUUGUCGUGGCGUCCACAUCUGGAGACCAGAAAACAGCCUCCCCUCUCACAUCUGUAGAACAAACACCAUCGGCCUCGGCUGAGCCUCUGGAAGGCCUCCCUUCUUCUGUAAAGCACCACCAGGGGGAGACGGGUGGUGCAGAUGGAGAUCUGAGCAGACUCAUCCUGAACCAGCUGUCUCAGCUGCUGCCGUCUUACAGCGUUCCUGACACGCUGGUGCUGGUCCCGGCCUUAUGCCUGACUCCUCAUGGAAAAGUAGACAUGAAGGCACUUAUGAAAAUAUACCAAAGACAGAGGCAGUUUUUAGAGUCCGAUUCUUCACGGGGAGAUGUCACCAAACUAAAGCAAACUCUUCAGUCCUUGUGGCAGGAAACUCUAGGUCUUCCUGAAGAUGAAACCAUUGAUGAGGAAUCCAACUUCCUGUUGAGCGGAGGAGAUUCUCUGAAGGCACUACACCUCUGUGAAGACAUCCUUGCUGCCAUGGGAGCGACCUCGCCAGAGCUUUUGGAGGUUAUACUCGACGGGACCUUCUCUGACAUACUGCGCCAUGUUGCGAGAGUAACACUGCUGCUGCCACUCGAGAACAGCCUGUCAUCGCUGUCUGAGGCCAAGAAACAGCACGCCGAUGCUCCCUCUGUAGUGCCAGCGAAGAGAGAACGCAAAGAGUCCACAGCAGCAGAGAGGCUGCAGGGGAGGAAACAGGCUGUUAAAGUUAUAAGACGAGCAGGUGAGGUGAUAGAAAUGAAAAUCAGAUAUCCAGAGACAAAUGCAAACUUCCAGGCUGAUGCACUCGUAGAAAAGGAUUCAAUUAAGAAGCGUAGAGAUGAUGUUCUGGGCCUCAGUCUGAGCUGGUCCUCAGACACAGGCAGAUGUGUGGACGCCUCCCCGGUGCUUCUAGUACGAGACGGAACAGAUCAGGGUUCACACAAGGAUGAAACAAUAGUGUUCAUCAGCUCCCACUCUCACAGGAUCCAAGCUUUAGACCUGAUCACCGGGAGCCUUCUGUGGGAGCGAGUUCUCGGGGACAGAAUUGAAGCCUCGGCUGCAGUGUCUCACUGCGGGAGCCUCGUGGUUAUAGGUUGCUACGAUGGCUGUGUGUAUUUCUUGUGCGCUGCUACUGGAAAGACACGGUGGAUAUUUGAGACGGGAGACGCUGUGAAGAGCUGUCCUGCUGUGGAUCCCCUCACAGGUCUGGUGAUAGUGGGCUCACACGAUGGGCAUGUUUACGCUCUGAACCCAGAGGUUCAGCAGUGUGUUUGGAGGCGUCAUUGUGGGGGUGGAGCUGUGUUUUCCUCCCCCUGCCUCCGCACCUCACUCAGGCAGCUGUACGUGGCUUCACUGGGAGGUCACCUACUCUGUCUCAACCCUGACAGUGGAGAGGUCCUGUGGUCCCACUGUGGAGACAUCCCGUUCUUCUCAUCACCAAACAGCUCCUCUGGUCAUGUGGUGAUCGGCUUGGUGGAUGGAAACAUCUGCUGCUUCAGCGACACAGGAAAACUGGUUUGGCAGUUUUUAACAAAAGGACCCGUCUUCUCCUCUCCCUGUGUCACACCAGACCAGCAGAGGGUUCUGUGUGGAUCACAUGAUGGUUGCCUUUACUGUUUGAACUGUGCCGACGGCUCUUUAGUUUGGACUUUCCAGACCACAGGGAAGGUGUACUCGAGUCCAUGUGCGUUUGAUGGCUCUGUUGUGGGCAGGAGGGGGAUUCUGGUCGCCCUGGCCUCCACAGACGGCGCAGUGUGGAUCCUGGAUGGACAAGAUGGACAAAUGCUGGCCUCAUUCACUCUACCUGGGGAGCUGUUUUCAUCCCCAGUGGUGUGGGAACAGUCCCUCGUUGUCGGGUGCCGCAAUGACUAUGUGUAUUGUUUAAAGCUGACUGUCAAAGAAGAAACAUAGAAGGAUAAUAUUUAUUUCUGCACUGAUUUUAUAAUAAACACUGAUGGCUUUUAUAUCUGUGUCAGAGUGGAGAGGGUGCUUUGGGAAAUAAACUUUAAUUAAAGUUCAGGGAAAUAA